Messenger RNA from Pistacia vera, 997 nucleotides. Its product is annotated as outer envelope pore protein 37, chloroplastic-like. The record is from RefSeq and is a predicted model, not a curated record. NCBI's taxonomy places the organism in Eukaryota, Viridiplantae, Streptophyta, Magnoliopsida, Sapindales, Anacardiaceae. Gene Ontology annotation, molecular function: monoatomic ion channel activity. The transcript is spliced from 7 exons. Gene Ontology annotation, biological process: monoatomic cation transport. Gene Ontology annotation, cellular component: chloroplast outer membrane. The coding region runs from base 1 to 603 and encodes 200 amino acids.
AUGGCGAGUCUGGUGGGAUUGCAACGUAGUUUGAGCAGACUCUUAGUGAUAUGGGGAAGUAAUGGUACAGCCGACACAACCUUCAAUUUCCGAUUGGUGAAAUUUCGUUGGAGCAACGAAAGGAAAAAGGAAAGGAGAGAAUAUUGCCGCUAUUUGCUUGGGCUGAAGGUCAGAUUUGGAAUGGAUCUGCAUUGCUCAUACAAAAAGGGAGAGGAAAUGAAACUAAGAUACACCUAUAAGGAUGAUGAAAUGUCAUUCAUUCCAACCAUUACACUUCCUUCAAAGGCAGUAUCAUUUGCGUUCAAGCGUCGGUUCAGUCCAUCUGAUAAAGUGAGCUAUUGGUACAAUUUUGAUUCCAACUUCUGGAGUGCGGUGUACAAGCACACCUAUGGCAAAGACUUCAAAUUCAAAGCUGGUUAUGACUCAAAGGUGCAUCUAAGCUGGGCGUCUCUCUGGGUCGGUGACGAAAAGGGCAAGGCAAAAACAGCGCCAAUGAAGAUGAAAGUCCAGUUUAUGAUCCAAGUGCUACGAGGUGACAUCAAAUCACCGGCAUUAAUUUUCCAUGUUAAAAAGAGGUGGGAUAUAGAGACAAUAUUAGUGUGACAACUAGCUCUUCCUCCAUAUCUAACAUGUGACUUCUAUAUAGUAAUGGUACAUGGGCCAUUUUAAUGAUGCUUUUGCUACAUAUAACGACAUCAAUUUUUGUUUCCAUCUUCAAAUAAUUCUUUUCCCACUAGAAAUCAGGUGAUUCCCAUCUGGUUAUGUUGCCAAAACUACAAUGCUUCAGAGUAUUCUCCAAUUGACAGGAAGUAACAAAACCCAAUUCAUAUUUUUGUAUUCGUCCGCAGAAGCCUAUGCUUUUUCUGUAAUAUCUUUGAUACAUUUUGACAUUUUUGGUGCAAUCUUUUUUCUAGCCAAACUUGUUAUGUGCUUUCGAGGGUAAAAACUUAUGUAGGACGGAUGUACAUACAACGGGAAAUGAAGGAGUUCAUGUAUG